Messenger RNA from Cajanus cajan (pigeon pea), 2956 nucleotides. The record is from RefSeq and is a predicted model, not a curated record. NCBI's taxonomy places the organism in Eukaryota, Viridiplantae, Streptophyta, Magnoliopsida, Fabales, Fabaceae.
AUGUCCGGGCCAAAUGUCUAUCAAAGGAGAGCAAAACCUAACAAUGAGAAGAAUAAUGAGGUUGAGGAACAAGAUUCAUGGGAACCAAAUACUCCUACAAAGCCUAUUCUCAUUCAAGGGUCUUCAUUGGAUUCACUAGUAGGAAGGAGAGUGCAGACAAGAUGGCCUGAAGACAAUAAGUUUUAUGAAGCAAUUAUUACCAGCUAUAAUCCACAUGAUGGUCAACAUGGUUUGGUCUAUGAUAUGGGGACUGCAAAUGAAACUUGGGAAUCAGUAAAUCUGUCAGAUAUCUCACCCGAAGAUAUUCAGUGGCUAGGUGAGGAUCCUGAAACAGGAAAGAAGACUAAAGAUGAUAUACAAAUACAUCACACAGAUGAUAGAGUUAAUUUGGGUGCACCAUCUUCUUUGAGGAAAAGAAAGAACAUGGGAGAAACUGAUGAUGAGUUACCUAAAGGAACUCCAAAAAAGAUAUAUCGGCCUAGACUGGUCUCUCAAAGAUCUAAAUCUGCUAAGAGUAAUGCUCCAAAACCUUCAACUCCUAAAAAGAGGCAAAGUUAUGUGAGAAGGGGUUCUCGCAAACAAAAAAGUUCUUCCAAUACUAGCAAUGAAUUAGGCAUGGGGUAUAAUUCAAUACAAAAUUAUGAAAAAGUGUUGACUAGUUUAUGUCUAGUAGAGCAUAAACGAAUUGGACAACUGUGUCCAUUGGUGUUCAAGAAAAAAAGGAAAUAUCGUUUUUUGAAGAAAAAAAUAGGCAAAAUGACUAAGAAACUUGUUGUCUAUAAAAAAACAAGACAAUUGGUUCCUUACAAAAGAUCAUCUCUAGUUGAUGUUUUACUUGACGAAGAGACAUCAAGAGUGUGGGAUUUGCUCAAGGAUGAAAAAAGACACGAAGAACAUGAUGAGACGAAGCGAAAAUAUUGGGAGGACAUUAGAGAAAUGUAUCGGAUGAAGGUUAAUUCAUUCAUAAAUCUUAUGCAUCUCAUACAAGGUGAUAGACGCUUUUUACUAUGGAAAGGUUCAGUUUUGGAUUCUGUGGUUGGCGUUUUCUUAACUCAAAAUGUGUCUGACUUUUUGUCAAGUUCGACAUUCAUGACACUUGCUGCAAGGUUUCCAGUGGAAAAACAAGAACCAAUUAGGAACCAUAUUGUCUUUACUAAUCCUAAGUUUGAUAAAGAAAUGGAAGAACACAAACAUGAAGAAAUGGAAGCUCAAAAGGCCAAUGACUCUUCCAAAGUUGAUGAUAAUAAGGGAACCAAAAAUAAUACUUCAAGGUCUGAAAAGACAGACCCUCUUGGCAUGCAUUUUGGUGAGAAAAAAUCAACUGAGAAGAAAAAUAAGAAUAAAGAGGAAAAAGAGAAGUUAAUGGAAGAAAAACAACAAUAUUGGGAUACACUAAGAAAAAUAUACACUAAAAGCCCAAGAGAUAGUGAUCACAUGGAUUCUGUUGAUUGGGAAGCAGUAAGAUGUGCACAAGCUAGUGAAGUUGCUAAAGCUAUUGCAUCUCGUGGCCAACACAACAUUAUUGGAGGAAGAAUACAGAGUUUACUAAAUAACUUGAUGAACUCAACUGGAACUAUGGAUUUAGAAUGGCUAAGAGACGCUCCACAAAAGGAAGUAAAGGAAUAUCUCUUGACGAUAUAUGGAUUAGGAUUGAAAAGUGUGGAGUGUAUACGACUUUUAGCACUACGUCAUGAUGCUUUUCCGGUGGACAUAAAUGUUGCAAGAAUUGUUGUACGUUUGGGAUGGGUACCCCUCCAACCAUUACCUGAAUAUAUUCAACUACAUAAUUUAGAAAUGUUUCCAGAUUCCAAUAAAAUUCAACAAUAUCUCUGGCCACGAUUAUGCACUCUUGAUCGGGAUACAUUGUAUGAAUUGCAUUAUCAGCUGAUAACUUUUGGAAAGGUUUUUUGCACAAAGAAAAAACCAAAUUGCAAUGCUUGUCCUUUAAGGGGUGACUGUAAACAUUUUGCAAGUGCUUCCGAAAGUGAAAAACUUGCCUUACCUGAAUCAACAUCAAAUCAACCAAUAUCAGUGACACGAAAGCUUGCCUUUCCUGAAGUGAAAAUUUCCUUAACCACAGAAGCGAAAAUAUGUGAGCCUAUCAUUGAGUUUCCAGCAUCACCAGAACCUGAAACCACAAAAUAUGAUGAAUCUGAAGCAGAGAAUGAUGGAGAGUUUCUCAACGAUGAUUAUGAAGACAUUGAGGAUAUUCCAACAAUCAAACUCAGUAGUGAAGAAACACAUAAUUGUUCUCUAGAAGAGUCUGAGCAUGACAUUAAUAAAUCAACAUCUUUAGUUGCGUUACAUGCAGAUGCUGCAAACAUUCCCAUACCAAAGAUGAAAAAUGCUAGUCGCUUGAAGACUGAGCCUUUUUCACACAUAGCCAGACUUCUAAUUCUUUGUUUACAGUGUACUCCACGAGAAAAAGAUGAUCCUUCGCGCUACCUUCUAGUUGUAUGGACUACAGGUGAAUUAGAAAGUUCAUGUGAACCAACCAAGAACAACUUGUCCCAGGAAGAAACUAGUCUAAUGGUGCCUGGAACUCUUUUGAUACCAUGUCGAACUGCAAUGAGAGGGCGUUUUCCACUUAACGGAACAUACUUUCAGGUUAAUGAGGUUUUUGUUGAUUACGCUUCAAUGAUACAUCCAAUCAACGUUCCAAGAAAAUGGUUAUGGAACUUAGAGAAACGAAUAGUAUAUUUUGGGACUGGGAUAUCAUCAAUAAUGAAAGGUAUGUCUAUGCAGCAAAUUCGAUAUUGUUUCUGGAAAGGUUUUAUUUGUGUGAGAGCAUUUGAUGCCAAGACACGAGCUCCCAGACCUAUAUCAUCUAUAUUGCAUCGCAGCACAACUGCUAAAGUUGGAAAGAAUAACAAAAAAGUCCCUAUGGAUGAUGAUGAAUAGAGUAAUAGACAACUCUAAUUAUAUGUUAGAUAUAGUUGGAUUUGAUUCUUCUAUU